AUGCCUAUUGAUUUCUCCCUGACAGCCGAACAGGUAGCUCUCAAGGCAUCUGCUCGUCAGUUCGCAGAGAACGUUCUCGCUCCCUGCCGAACAGCCUAUCUCAAACUACCCACCCAGUUCGAACGCUUUCGAGCUACUCGAGAUGCCUACCGCCAGAUGAUCGAAGGUGGAUGGAUCAAGAUGCAAAUCCCCGAGGCCUAUGGCGGGACACGGAAGAGUCUCGUUGACGUCGCCCUCGUGUGCGAAGAGUUCUUUGCACAAGACUCUAGCCUGCCCAUUACUUGGCUGGUUACUGGUCUUGGCCUCAGUCCAAUCUUCAUGUAGUAAGUCCGCCCUGUGCCAGAAGCCCAUUGAUCAUCAUUGAAUGCUGAUAGGACUUAGUGGAACUGCUGAGCAAAAGAACGAGUUUCUUGCUCCUUUCUUGACCUGCGAGGGAACGCCAUUAGCGGCGCUGGGCUUCUCUGAGCCAACUGGCUCUGCCAAUUACCUUCAAAACGAAGGAGGGAAAGGUAUCCAGACCUUGGCCCGUAUUGAAGGCGGCGAGGUUGUCGUCAAUGGUGGUAAGAUCUGGGCAUCCAGCAGCGGCGGCGUAUGUACAGCUGCCCAUCAUGUCUCCCAAAUAAUACACUAACGUAGCUUGAAACACAGUGGGACUUCAAAGGUCCUGAAAUUCUUUGCUUCGUCUGCCGCUUCGGCGAUCGAGGCGUACCGAUGAAUACUAUCGGCAUUGUUGUCAUCACACGCAAAGAAUUUGACUCGCCCAUGAACAGGAGCAGCUUUAGAGUUGGUACCGAUGUCGAGACCCAUGGCUUCCGCGCACAUUCUGGGCCAAGGACUCAUUUCACGAAUUUCCGUGUCCCGGUCAAGAACCUUCUCGCUACACCCGGUAAAGGUGCCCUCGUCAAUGUAGCAGCCUUUACCGAGUCGGCAGUCCUGGUCGGCGCGGGAGCCGCAGGCCUGAUGCGAUCCUGCUUCGUCCAUACUCUCAAGAUCGUAACGACGGACAAGAGAGGCGGCUCCCGUCCCACCAUCCAAUACCAAAGCGUCGCAGACUUCCUCAUCAGCAUGAAAAUGCGCCUCGAAACGACGCGAUACCUGACGUGGAAAGCAUGCCACUAUCUCGACACCACGGGGGAAGCCGAAUUGGCCUACCAAGCCAAAGUGUACGGCUCCGAGACUGCGAUCCAGUGCGUUUUGGAGGGCAUGCAGGCGGUCGGAGUCACGGCGUACGAUACAACGCAACCUUACGGCUUGAUGAUGGACGAUGCGAUUUGUCUUCCCAUUUUCGAGGGCUCGAAUACCGGGAUCCGCAGGCGCCAGAUUCAGAAGAUUUUCCAGGCCGAGGGCUAUGAUGCCGACUCGUGUGCGAGUAAUACUGUCUGGAGCGAGCCGGCUGUGGACUUUCCCUAUCAUCUGAAAUGUCAUUUGUGA
Messenger RNA from Lecanosticta acicola, 1431 nucleotides. Lineage: Eukaryota; Fungi; Ascomycota; Dothideomycetes; Mycosphaerellales; Mycosphaerellaceae. The record is from the annotation of a GenBank genome assembly.